AAAAAGUGAGUGAACUUUUAAAGAUUUUUCCUCAACAGGAGCAAGUGUACCUUGCAGAAGAAGCUGUAAUAUCAAUUUUAAAUGAACAAUGUAAGUUGUAAAAAGUGGAUAUUGAACAUUUUGGUAGGGUUGUAGGGUGUUGUCAGUAAUGUGAAAAAUCCUUGUUAGAUUUGCCGCAGUGCCACUACACUCAAUCUUCGUGUAGUCAAGUGCGGAAAUUAUUCCCACAAACCAAGCGCCUCGCAUGCAUUAGGGGUGCACCGGAACCAAUUUUUUUAAGUUCCGGCCGGAACCGGAAAAAUGUUCCGGCCAGAACCAGAACUCUGAAAAAUUGGGGUUCCGGCUGGAACUAACCGGUGCACCCCUAGUUCCCGUUCAGGUGCACCCCUAGCAUGCAUGUUAACAUUUGUGUACAUAUCAAAAAAUUUUGUAAUGAGUAGUUCAAUCCCAUAAGAUUCAUCUGACCGAAGUUCACAUCAAAACCCAUAGUGAUUUUUAUUCGCCCGUUUUUGUCAUUGACUGCCAAAUCAGCCAAAUAGACUUGUAAGGUUUUAUUAUUAACUUUUAUACAAUUACAUUUCCUAUUACUUGCGAUUGGAGCUUUACAGUAAAACUGCUAGCCUUUAUAAAUAUUUGUAGCAUUUCUUUUGGUACUUUUGAGAAUUUCAAGAUAACUUACAGUCGCAUUUGCAUUCGAGCUUCAUAUCUUGAAUUUUGAAAUGAUAAAUAUUGAUACACACGGCAUUAUGGACUGGUCAUAAAGUAACUGCUAGGGUGGGCUGGAUGCAAAUCACAAAUUUUGCCAAUAAGUUUGGUGACCCAUCUUAGGAUGUAAAAAUCAUAAAAAUUCAAAACAAUUUCAAAAAAAAAAUUUCAUAACAAUUUCAAAGCCCAUCUAAUCUUACCAAAUUUAUUUCAUGACCCACCCACCCAAUCUAAAUUGGGAAAAUACACUUUUAUAAUAAAAAGAAACUUGCAGGUAUGAACAUUAUAAAUAUACAGCGGCACUGUAUUGACGUACAUAAUUUCACCAGUCUAGACCAACACAUUCAUCACAAAUUACGAUACUGAGCUGCUCUCCAGUUGGUUAUAUUUGCUGUGAAUCGACCAUGUCUUGUUGUUGUAUAAAACAAAGUACUGGCUUCAAAAGCAUCAUUUGCAUUUGAUAAUCUUGCUAGUUUUGUUUACUUUUAUCAUUAAUAUCUUUAUAUAAUAUAUACAGUAAUUAACAUGGGGUUUUGUUUGGUGGCCCAACCAUGGACAUACAAAAAUAUUGGCGGCCCAUUGAGACUGCCCAAAGAUUUCCAUGGCCCAUCCCAAAUCACUCCAGCCCACCAUGACAGUUACUUUAUAACUGGUCCCUUACUAGUAUUUUUUUUAUAUGUGUAUUUCGUAUUAAUUAAAAUACCUCAACAGUCUAAUUUCAAUACCUCAAUUUUUGCGGGAGGAUUUUUGCAAAUUUCAUGUAUACAAAAGAUGCCACACUACGUAACUGUGGACAAGACUGUUGUGGUUAAUACUUCUCUUAGAACAAGUAAUUUUAUUGAACAACUGUUUUUGAUUUGUAGGCGAUCAACCCGAAUUGAAAACGUUCACCUCAACCUUAGAUCAAGAAAUGGGUGAAAAUCCCAAAGAUGCAAUUAUCAGAUUCAGGCAAUGUACCAUUGAAAAAACCUUGAUGAGGCAGCCUAUAUUUGUUAAUAGGUCAUCUGAUACCAUCAUUAAAGAGGUUUUGAAACUAUUUAAACCUGACUCAAUUGACAUCAGAAAAAAAACCUGA
Molecule: messenger RNA, 1780 nt
Organism: Paramuricea clavata
Lineage: Eukaryota; Metazoa; Cnidaria; Anthozoa; Malacalcyonacea; Plexauridae
Source: the annotation of a GenBank genome assembly